ACUGUCAAGAAAAGGCUUUGACGAGCAGAUUCUCCUGUGCAGCUCCUCACUUCUUCCUCACAACCUUCCUCUCUCUCGAAAGUUGUCUUCAUUUCUAACCACAAAUACCUCCUCUGAUAGCAUUUUAUCCAUAUUAUAUCAUGGAUGAGGAUGUUGAGGCUCGUGAUGCACGUUUAAAGAUUAUAUCUGAGAAUCUGCGUCUGGCUAUGUGCGCCUCUCCCGAACUUGACAUGGCGUUUGAACCAGAGCGUGCAGGUAGAAGCAACUCAGUCACCAUGAUCCCAACCCUUUCAGCUGAAUCUCCUGGUGAACCGACCUGUGAACUAACAUUCUCUGUGCUACAAUUGGCAGGGGCUCAAUCCUCUGCAGAAAACCCUCAACGACUUCCACAGAAAGUAUUCGAUUUCACUGAAGAUCACCUUAACGUGCUUCGAAGCGAUCUCGCGGAGCUUCGAGCUUCGCUCGCAGCCAGCGGUUCAAUUGCGCAUUCUUCCGAUGAAAUCGAAAUGUUGAAGCAACUGGUCAAGAAAUUGCAGGAAGAUUGUCUUCGCGCCCAAGAGGAUCGGGUAUCGGCUUUGUUGGAGUGUGCGAAAUUGCAAAACGAGCGCAACGACGUAUCCCGUGAUGCGAUUGAGAAGAUUGGGGCACUCCGAAAAGAGAAUAAAAAGUUGAAAUUGGACCUUGCCAAUUUAAAACACAAGCAAGAUAAAGAGGUGGAAAAGGGCAACAAAAACCGGGUUGGCAAGGAGGGUAGCUCCAAGAAACGCGUACGUUUCGAACUAGAUACCUGUCCGGAGGAACCAAAAGCACAACAACCUUCGUACGACCCGGAGUACACUCGUGAUCCCAGACUUGCACGCCCUUUGGCAAGGCCGCCGAUAAAUCGCUGUCCCCUAAUUCGCUGUCCCCUAAUUUGGGAUCCAGAUAACGGCCCACAGGAGCCAACACCAGGACGACCCUGGGAGCGUACUCGUCACCCCAGAUAAGAUCAUAUCAUAACAAUUGAAUGAAUCUGUGUAUAGGUGUGUCUUAGUGAUAUGCGCGACUUUGAUUGAGCUUGGUAUGGGUCUCGUCCAGGUAGCAUGCGUGUGGACAUUUUCGGGAGAC
This is a messenger RNA of Aspergillus piperis CBS 112811, 1107 nucleotides long. RefSeq lists its product as uncharacterized. The record is from RefSeq and is a predicted model, not a curated record. Bases 141 to 986 code for a protein of 281 amino acids. The transcript is spliced from 2 exons. NCBI's taxonomy places the organism in Eukaryota, Fungi, Ascomycota, Eurotiomycetes, Eurotiales, Aspergillaceae.